AAUAAAGUUGUGGAGAAAAAAAACAAAAACUAACCUUCAGAUUAUUUUCACUUUCUUUUUUGCAGGUUUCUCUGCAGGGCCAGGAUACCAGGAGCAGCAUGAUCAGGUAUAAAUCUUGAUUUAUCAUCAAUACUGUUUAUAAAAAACCCCAGAAAACAUUCAAGUUUAGCAGGUAAACAUUUAUCUUUGUGUGACUGAGCUGACUGAAAAUGACGCGCUUUAAUUUAGCUUGACUUAAAAAUCAAAUACAACGUGAUCAGACCAUUAAAGUAGGAGUAAAGUAUGGUCAUAAAGUUGAUUUAAUGAAGGACAAAGAGUCAAGUAAAUAUUAACAAAACCAAAGAGUUCAGGAAUAUCAGAGUUAAAAUAGCACAAAGGUAAAAGUAAAAGUAUGUAAUGAUGCCUAUUUGUAAUAUCAAAAGUGAAAGUUUACAUACCACCCACUUUUAGAGCAAGUGGGUUUAACCACUAAAGUGCAAUACUUUCUAUUUCAGUACCUUUUGAUAUCUUAGCAAACACACAUUUCAUUUACAAAGUUUGAGAAGUAUGUAGUUUGAAAGUUUGUAGUAAAAUUAGUUACAAUAAAAGUUCAAGAAAUACAGUACAUAAAGCAAUCAAAAUAAAAGAAAACAAGCUGUAAAAAGAUUUGAAUUGAGAAUAUUAAGAAAACAAAACAAUGAGAAUAAUACAGGAUAAAACGCUGUCAGAUGGAUGAGCACCUCAAAUAAAAGAAGGAGUUUAAAUGAGUUUAAGGGAUAUUUUUUAACCUAAUGGGCUCUUUAUCUUCUUUUAGGAGGGUUCAGCAAGAGGGAUCAGUCUCUCAAGAACCUCGCCCUGGACCUGGCCCGGGCCCAGGUCCUGGGCUUGAACCUGAACCUGGACCUGGACCAGGCUGUUUGUCUUCAAAAGAAGAAUGUCAAACAGAAGAGCAGACUGAGUUAAAAGAUUUGUGAGUCUCUGUUUAAAGGAAGGAUUGUUUUGUGCUUUAAAAAAUUGGACUUUUUACCUCUUGUUUUUUUCCACUUUAGCAGAAGCUUUCAGAAUAUUUCUGUCAACUUUACCACUAAUUAUGGGAUGCAGAUGCUGCAAGCUGGCAGCUUUGAGAGUAAUCUCUGAUAUUUGUUGUUAAUGCACUGUCUCAUCAUAUUGGUUUAUCAGGACCUUCCAGCAGAGACUGGACUCUCCUGCUCCCAGCUGUGUGUCCAUGAAGAGUGGGUUCUCCAUGGGUCAUCCCGUGUCUUUUAAAGGUGGAUGUCAUUCUUCUGAGGGCAGGUAAGCAUCCAUAAUCGUGGUUCCUCACACCAAAUUCCGGCAACCUAAAUUUAAUAAACAUGAAACAAAACAUACAUUUGUGUACAUCGGUCAAUAUUCUUUUCUUUCUUUAAAAAAUGGACCUGGGAUAUAACAGAAAUGUAUGAGUCAACAUCACAGAAAAGUUCCAUGUACUGUACAGGUAUAAAUAAUAGAGGCCCCAGGACAGACUCCUGUGGAACACCAGCAGUGAAGGGAAAAUGAGAUUUUGAAGGUUUUAAGUUGAUUAAAUCGAGUACAGCACAAGAGAUUUAAACCAGUUCAAGACCAUCUCAUCCAUGACAACAGACAAUCAGAUAAGAAACUGAAUAUCUGAACUUUUAAAAUGGAAAAUUAAUAUUUUCAUGUGGCUGUCACUGUCACUGCCCACUCGUCCCGCAUGACCACGGUAAAGAAGAGCCUGUAUGAGUAUGUCCUAAUGCUAUGUUUCAUCUUUUUACUACGACCUAGUACAGACUCUCCUGGUCCCAGCUGUGUGUCCAUGAAAAGUGACUUCUCCAUGGGUCAUCCAGUGUCUUUCAAAGGUGGAUGUCAUUCUCCUGAAGAAAGGUAGACCCUUAAUAUCUUCAUUUAUUAGUUUAAAUUACCAAUACUAGUCACUGACUCAGUGAUUUUGUAUCUCUAAUUCUUAGUCUAAAGCUGUUGUUGUUGUUUUUUCAUCAUAAUCUGUUUCUUCAACAGUAUUGAUUUUGAGACAGCAGAGGUCUCUGUCGAUCAAUCUGCACAGCAUCAAACACAGCUAGACUCCAUAUUUACGGUGCGUGAACAUAGAAUACGGUUAGAGUAAAGACAGAAUAUUAACUGUUGAAAUUGAAAAAGAUAUUACUCUGAAAAAUAUUGGUUUGAUUGUUCCUCUGUAAGAACUUUUUACACAAUUUGGUUGUUCCUCCUUGUCAAUUAAAUGUAGUGUUUCAAGUAUUUGCAAACCUCAAAGGUGAAAAGCUAACAUGUUAAUAGUGAUCCUGGUGAUCGGGGAGAUUAAUUUUAGAUGCGUACUCUUUCAGCUGCUUGAGAAGAACUUGGUCUGUUUUAUGAGGAAAGAGCUGAAGGAGAUGAAGAGGAUCCUGAGAUCAGUCUGCCAUGACGUCUUGGGUGGAGAGAGGGAGGAUGAAGAGAAACUGGGUGGUGUGGAUGCAGAGCAGAUGAAGAGCUGCAGAGAGAGGUUCCUGAAAAUCUCACUGCACUUCCUGAGGAUGAUGAAGGAGGAGGAGCUGGCUGACUGUCUGCAGAGCAGUAAGGAGAAACUACAAAUGGUUAUGAUGUGGACAAACAAAAAAACUAUAGUGUCCCUCAGGGCAGAUCAGCAGGUUUUGUUUUUUAUUUGUUGUUUAAACUAUUACCUUUUACUGAGUGCACUUUGAGGUCUGUUUUCUCAGAUGUGAAGCCCAGUAAAAAUACAAUGUAUGAUAAUAAUAACAAUAAUAAUAAUAACAAUAAUUAUAAUAAUAAUAACAAUAAUAAUAGAAAUUAUUAUUAUUAAUGUUGUUGUUGCUAUUCUUAUUAUUAUUUUUGUUCUUCUUCUUCUUCUUCUUAUUAUUAUUAUUAUGUUUUUAUUGUUAUUCUCCUUCUUUUCACUAUUAUUAUUAUUAUUAUUAUUAUUAUUAUUAUUAUUAUUAUUACUACUGUUAUAAUAAAAAAUAAUAACUGUUCUUCUUAUUAUUAUUAUUGUUAUUCUUGGUUUUAUUAUUAUUAUUAUUGUUGUUGUAAUAAUAAUAAUAACAAGAAUAAUAAUAACUAUUCUCCUUUUCUUCUUCUUCUUCUUCUUCUUAUUAUUAUUAUAUUUCAUUGUUAUUCUUCUUCUUUUCACUAUUAUUAUUAUUUUUAUUAUUAUGAUUGUUGUUGUAAUAAUAAUAACAAUAAUAAUUACUAUUCUCCUUCUCUUCUUCUUCUUCUUCUUCUUCUUCUUCUUAUUAUUAUUAUUAUUAUUAUUAUUAUUAUUAUUAUUAUUAUUAUUAUUAUUAUUAUUAUUAUCAUUAGACAAAACAAACAUUAAACAAAGAUGCUUGUCAUAUUUACCGGUAUGUGACCAAGAUUGGGAGUUCUGUACUCUGAACAAAUGCGUAACUCAAGAGAUUAAACAGCAGAAUACCAUGGAAAUUUCUGCCUCCAGCUUUAUUUAAGACAAUAAAAAGUACUUUAAAAGAAACAAUUUCUGACCCUCGGAAACACUGAACAACAACAAACAUACAGACGUGACUCCGAACAGGAAAAGAUGUCAGCCCCGUCUACUGAAGUCCAACUUAGUUGUGUACUGUGGUUUUUGUGUUUUUCAGAAACUCCUUCAUUUUGUCAGUGCAAACUUAAAUCCGAUCUACAAACAAGGUUUGAGUGUGUCUUUGAAGGAAUUGCUAAAGCAGGACGCCCAACCUUUCUGAACCAGAUCUACACAGAUCUCUACAUCACAGAGGGGGGGACUGGAGAGGUCAAUGAGGAACAUGAGGUCAGGCAGAUCGAAGCAACAGCCAGGAAACCAGACAGACCAGAAGCCAAAAUCAGGUGUGAAGAUAUCUUUAGGCCUCUACCUGAGAGGGAUGAACCGAUCAGAACGGUGAUGACAAAGGGAGUGGCCGGCAUUGGGAAGACCGUCUUAACACAGAAGUGGACUCUGGACUGGGCUGAAGACAAAGCCAACCAGGACAUCCACUUCACGUUUCCAUUCACCUUCAGAGAGCUGAACGUGCUGAAGGAGAGAAGGUUCAGCUUGGUGGGACUUGUUCAUCACUUCUUCACUGAAACCAAAGAAGCAGGAAUCUGCAGCUUUCAACACUUCCAAGUCGUGUUCAUCUUUGAUGGUCUGGACGAGUGUCGACUUCCUCUGGACUUCCACAACAAUGAGAUCCUGACUGAUGUUACAGAGUCCAGCUCAGUGGAUGUGCUGCUGACAAACCUCAUCAGGGGGAACCUGCUUCCCUCUGCUCGCCUCUGGAUAACCACACGACCUGCAGCAGCCAAUCAGAUCCCUCCUGAGUGUGUUGACAUGGUGACAGAGGUCAGAGGGUUCACUGACCCUCAGAAGGAGGAGUACUUCAGGAAGAGAUUCAGAGAUGAGGAGCAAGCCAGCAGAAUCAUCUCCCACAUUAAGACGUCCAGAAGCCUCCACAUCAUGUGCCACAUCCCGGUCUUCUGCUGGAUCACUGCUACAGUUCUGGAGGAUGUGCUGGAGACCAGAGAAGGAGGAGAGCUGCCCAAGACCCUGACUGAGAUGUACAUCCACUUCCUGGUAGUUCAGACCAAAACGAAAAACAUUAAGUAUGAUGGAGGAGCUGAGACUGAUCCGCACUGGAAUAAGAAGAGCAGGGAGAUGAUUGAGUCUUUGGGAAAACUGGCUUUUGAGCAGCUGCAGAAAGGAAACCUGAUCUUCUAUGAAUCAGACCUGACUCAGUGUGGCCUCGAUGUCAGAGCAGCCUCAGUGUACUCAGGGGUCUUCACACAGAUCUUCAGAGAGGAGAGAGGACUGUACCAGGACAAGGUGUUCUGCUUUAUCCAUCUGAGUGUUCAGGAGUUUCUAGCCGCUCUUUACGUCCACCUGGAGUUCAUCAAUUCUGGGACCGAUCUCUUGACUGAGGGGCAACCGACCUGCCAGAGGUCUGCAGAAAUAACAGACCAAUACGCAGUGGAACGUCUCUACCGGAGCGCAGUAGACCAGGCCUUACAGAGUCCAAACGGGCACCUGGAUUUGUUCCUCCGCUUUUUUGUUGGCCUCUCUCUGCAAACCAAUCAGGAUCUCCUACAAGGUCUGCUUCUUAGGACUGGAUGUUGUUCACCUUCUGAUAAGACAACAGUCCACUACAUCAAGACAAAACUUAGGGGAAACUCCUUUCCAGAGCGCAGCAUCAAUCUGUUCCACUGUCUGAACGAGCUGAAGGACCAUUCUGUCAAAGGAGAGAUCCAACGGUCUCUGAGUUCAGGACAUCUCCGGACAGAAAUACUGUCUCCUGCUCAGUUGUCAGCCCUGAACUUCAUCUUACUGUCAUCCGAAAAAGAUCUGGAUGUGUUUGACCUGAAGAAAUACUCUGCUUCAGAAGACGCUUCUCUGAGGCUGCUGCCAGUGAUCGAAGCCUCCAACAAAGCUCUGUAGGUUUUCAGACAAUCAAACCGAUUUGAUAGAGUACAUACGGAUGCAACUAACCGUGUUUAAUUUUUCCUUUCACCCCAGGCUGAGUGCCUGUAAGCUAUCAGAGAAAAGCUGUGAAGCCCUGGCUUCAGUCCUCAUCUCCCAGUCCAACCGUCUAAGAGAGCUGGACCUUGGUUACAACAACCUUCAAGAUACAGGACUGAAGAUGUUGUCUGUUGGACUUGGGAGUCCAUGCUGUAAGCUGGAGACUCUGAGGUGAGAAUUAGUGACAUGAUACUUUAUUAACAUGAAAACAGUAAAGACCUGUAAGAUCCCGAAGCGUCCCCCACCCGCUAUUCCGCCAAGGUCUCUGGUAUUUACUUCGUUUUAUUGCUUGUGUUUUCUGUACUUUCUGGUUGGUUUCUACUGUCCGAUAUUGUAGCACGCUAACUUUGUUUGGGCUUGUGCAUGUUAUUGGAGGAUGUGGAGCGUGCCUCACAACCAAUCAGGUUGGGGGGAGGUGGAGAAUGGCUUUGUUUACAGUCAACAAGAGUGGGCUGCUCAAAAAAUUUAAAAUGUUGACUACACAGACUUAACAAAACACAGCGAUAUUGUUAUAUUACCAAAUGUCACCAGUAACUAUUAUCUAUUGACUGAUAUUAAAAGUUUUUUUGUAAAUACACCACACAAAAAAGUCGUUCUUUAACGGAAUCCUGCCUACCCCACCGUUAAAUAUCCACAAUUUUGUAAGGGGGAUCUCCUCAGUCACUGGGGUGUUAGCACUAAUUUCUGUUUUUUUUUUAGGUUAUGUCAAACCAGCCUCACUGAGAGCUGCUGCCCAGUGUUAGCUUGUGUUCUGAGCUCAGAGUGUUGCCCUCUAAAAAAUCUGGACCUUGGUAACAACAACCUGCAAGACUCAGGGGUCAUCCUGCUCUGUGCUGGACUGCAAAGUCCACACUGUAAACUGGAGAAUCUAAGGUGAGAUCUUGAACUUCAUCUCAAUCGCUUUGCGGCAUUCUGGUUCAGAAAGUCAUGGUUUGGUUUUAAUUCAGUUGCAUUAUCCUUUAUAUAUUUUUACAAUCUGAUUGGUUUACAUUUUAGACUUCGAUUCCGGAUCUUGUGUCUUUCCUUCAAUCUCAGCUAGAUGUUUUACACUGUUUUUUCCUGCAUUAAUCCAGGCUCAGCAGCUGUAAUCUGUCAGAGAAAAUCUGUAAAGCUCUGGCUUCAGUUCUCAGCUCCCAGUCCACCUGUCUGAGAGAGCUGGACUUAAGUCACAACAACCUGCAGGACUCGGGAGUGAAGCUGCUGUCCUCUGGACUGCAGAGUCCAAACUGUCAACUGGAGACUUUAAGGUUAGACUCAUUAUUUCAAAUAGUGUUCACGUGUUUAUCAUAGUGUUUGUUGUGUUCUGGACAGUUUCGGUCUGGCAGUGAGCCGCAGAGCUCAGCAGGGUGGAAGAGCUUUGUCCAUCUUUGACCAUCACACACUUGCCCCAAGAGUAAAAAGGUCCAGUAUUGACUAACUUGCAGUUUCCUUCUGUUAAAGGCUAACCACUCUGUUCCUCUUUAUUAGGUUAAACCGAAAUGGUCUCACUGAGAGAAGCUGUCAGGAAUUUUCAGCUAUUUUCUGCUCACACUCCUUUUCUGUGAGAGAACUCGACUUGAGUCACAACCACUUGCAGGAUUCAGGAGUGAAGCUGCUGUCCGCUGGAUUGAAGAGUUUGCACCAUAAACUGGAAGUCGUCAGGUCAGGAUUUGUCAGGAGUUUUUGUGACAGACUGCUGUGACAUUUUCUGAUGUGACCAAGUUUCAGUUCUUCAGCCUGUGUUUAUUUUCAGGUUGUCAGGAUGUCUGAUCACAGGAAAAAGCUGUGUUUCUCUGGCUUCAGCCCUGAGCUCAAACCCUUCUCAUCUGAGAGAGCAGAACCUGACACGUGACCAUCCAGGAGACUCUGGCGAAACUGCUGACGCCUCGGCUCAAAGAUCCACUCUGGAAGAUGGACGCACUCAGGUAUGACUGAUGAGGAUGAAGUAGCACUUUCUCAAUCAUGAGGAAAUAUUCAUAAAAAUAAAUAAAAAUACACCUAAAAGAAACUGGAGUGAUUAUGUUGUCCUGAUGUGACUCUCUGACUCCCUUGCAGAGUGGACCAUGGUGGCAUCCAGAGAUUGAAAUGAGGUCUGAAGAAGUGUGAGUUUGUUUUUUGUUUGAUACACACAAACAAAGCUACACAAAUUCUUGAAAAUAAAACUCAAGUGAAACAACAGUGUCCUG
Molecule: messenger RNA, 7635 nt
Organism: Xyrichtys novacula (pearly razorfish)
Lineage: Eukaryota; Metazoa; Chordata; Actinopteri; Labriformes; Labridae
Source: the annotation of a GenBank genome assembly